AGUGCCCUAAAUCGGCCAGGAUGGGGCGGGCGACAGACAGAUUGGUUGUAACCCGAGCGCCUGCAGGUUUGGCUGAGGCCUCAGGGAGAGUGAAUGAAAUGUGCGGGUUGAGGGUUGCGGAUUGCGGGGAAUCCGCUCGGAGCCGGUGAAAGCAAUUGAGCGGAGUAAGUUGGUGGCCAGUUCCGGCUUCUAAGGCUCGUUGUUGCCCCGAUCAGGCUGCUGCCGGAGGAGAUGCUCAGCAUCCGGACAGUUCUAGGGCCAUUGGCCGCUAUCCUUCUUACAGUACUCGGGCCGUUCGGAGCGCAUGGAUCUGGUCUAGCGGAUACAGUGAUCUGGGCAGUGAAUGCAGGAGGCGAGUCGCAUGUGGAUGUUCACGGCAUCCAUUACCGGAAGGACCCGCUGGAGGGCAGAGUGGGCAGAGCAUCCGAUUAUGGUAUGAAGCUGCCUAUUCUGCGUUCCAACCCAGAAGACCAAGUCUUGUAUCAGACUGAACGUUACAAUGAGGACAGCUUUGGGUAUGAUAUUCCCAUCAAGGAGGAAGGGGAAUAUGUCCUAGUGCUGAAGUUUGCUGAGGUGUACUUUGCCCAGUCUCAGCAGAAGGUAUUUGAUGUCCGUGUAAAUGGCCACACUGUGGUGAAGGACUUGGAUAUUUUUGAUCGGGUGGGACACAGCACAGCCCACGAUGAGAUCAUCCCCAUUAGCAUUAAGAAGGGGAAGCUAAGUGUGCAGGGGGAAGUGUCAACGUUUACAGGGAAACUCAGUGUGGAAUUUGUAAAGGGAUAUUACGACAAUCCCAAAGUUUGUGCCCUGUACAUUAUGAAGGGAACAGCUGAUGACGUCCCAAAGCUGCAGCCUCACCCAGGCCUAGAAAAGAAAGAAGAGGAAGAAGAGGAGGAAGAGGAAGAAGGUUCAACUAGCAAGAAGCAGAGCAACAAAAAUCGUGUCCAGUCAGGUCCAAGGACCCCUAACCCAUAUGCCUCUGACAACAGCAGCCUCAUGUUUCCCAUCCUGGUGGCCUUUGGAGUGUUUAUCCCCACACUCUUCUGUCUGUGUCGGCUAUAAGCAGCCUGCUGCCAGUCUGUUUCUUUUUGUUGUUUUUUUAGCUUUGGUUUUCCAAUAAUUUUUGUUUGUAAUUUAUCAAAAAUGGUCCUGUAAAUGGAGCAAGUCACUCCUUGAACUUGUCAUGGAGUACUUGAUAUAUGGACAUGGAGCUGCAGUGCUUGACAAACUCAGUAGUAGAACUGCACAGCUUUGAAGGACUGUGGAUCUAAAGAAGUUAAAGUAUAGCAUCCAUAACACAUCCAUCUGAAGAUUGAAACCUAAAAAGAAAAUAAUCAACUAAAAGCUGCUGGUCCAAGUCGUCCAUAUCACAAAGCAGGAUUGGUAUCCUGUAAACUGUCACUGCCUGAUAUCCAGGGUAUUUGUUUCUGUAUGUGCUGCAUUUCUGUUCAUUUGUUCUUCAGAUCUCUGGACUUGAAUGUUAUAAAACCUCCAGGGCUAGAAGUGACUGAUCUCCAAUCUUUCAAGUCCAAAUGCUGUUUUCUGUAGAGAGGAAUGUAUCUAGUACAACUGGAUCUUGUUGUUUUCCUAGUAAAGUUAAAGGUGAUUAGAUGGUGACAGUAAUAAAUGCCUUCUUGCUAUACUCUUAGCAGGGGAGCCUCUGCGCUGUAUUAGGGAUAUUAUUCUGGUAGCUGCUUAUUUUCUUUUAGUAUGUUGAAUUAACUGAGAGCACAUUGACAAGCUGAGUUGCCUUGUGCACCGCUUUUUAGGCUGCAGUAAGAGCACACAGCUCCAUUGUUGUAGCAUCUAGUUGUGCUUUAGUGCAGCCAGUAACAAGAAUUAAUUUCUAAUGCUAAGCAUCAUGCAGUCAUAAAGCAGAUUGUACCUAUAUUUCUUGCUGCUGGAGUAGCUUGUAAUAAAUUUGAAUUUCUUAUUUUUAGUAUAUAUUUCAAAAAUUUUGAAGAACAGAUCAAAUUCAGUGCUCUAUUUGUGGUAGGGAUUGUUUCCAGAGCCUUGAACUGAGCCCUGCAGCUCUCUGUCCAUAUGCUCUUUAUUCUCUUAUAGGUUGGAAGAAGGUUCCGCUGCUUCAUGCCCACCAACAUAUGCUAUAUGCUGCUGGCUUUCUCAUGGCUAGAACUUGUAUGGAGAGUGCACUUAUUUUUUUUUAUUUUAUCAGUGCCUUUUUGUUUACUUUGCCUUUUUUGGGUGUAUGGAGUUAGGUACUGUUUUUUUAUUGGUAAAUUAAAAGAAUGCAUCUGGUUCUUUAAGAGUAUUGAUGUAUCAAGGUCAGAAAUAGACAUUUUUAUAGCUUGGAUAUCCCUUGUGUGUGAAACCGUAUGGAGCAAUACAGAUUCAACAAGCCAUCUAAAUCUGAGCAAUAGGGAAUUUAAUAUAGGGUGAAACAAUGCUCAACAAUAUGGAUUUACUAUUUUUAGUUCUGAUGGCGGCUGGAUCCACUAGCCAGGUUUAAGCCUACGUUGCGUUGGGUGGCCUGCAGUCAUUUAACAGUGUGAUGUUAGUUUCCAUCAUCUUGAUGGAAAUCUUUUAAGAAAAUACUCAUAAUAUUAAGUCUAGACCUUGUCCUCGAGUUAUUUAAACAUGCUGCCAUGUGAUCACUUUAUCCACACUCCCCUUUGAAUGGAAUAUCUCUUGUUUCUGUAUUUUAGAGAUUCCAGGGUAGGUAGCCUGCAAAACACCUACUGGAAUUAUUCAUGCCUCCCCGCCAUGCUUAAUCUAAUUUUCUUGUUCAUCAUCUUAAACCGUUUCAACCCAUAGUGGGUAAGUAAUGUUUUAGAGUGAAAUGGUCGCUCGUUUAUCGGUACUCUUGAAACGCAGUGCUUUAAUUUCUGGUAGUUUCAGUUUUUGUUUUCUUUUCCAGUUUAACUUGAAUGUUAUUAUGGUACCUUGUACAUUGUCACAGCUACAAAUACUGAUCCUUUCCUGGCAGCCCCUGGAAACACUGCAUUUCUUUUAUAACUGAAGUGUAUGAUUUUGAUCAGAAUUUAGGUACCAGCUGAACCAAUUGUACUGUAUAUAUUGGCUUCAAAUGAUUUUUUCUUUUGAGUUAUUUUAGCUUAGUUGCUUUAUUGAAAAAGUAGGUUCUAUUCUGGACCUGUUUAAUGCACUCUCCAAAAUUGUUUUGUUGCCUUUUUAAAUUUCCUAGUUGUAUGUCAGUUGACAAAAGUACAGUUUACACUGGUCAUUCACUGUAUGCCUGUAUCUGUUAGUGUGCAUUUCAGUGCGGAAUGAGUGGAAAGUGGGGAAAAAAGCUGCCUAGUUUAUAAAUGAAAAUGGUGAAAUGUAUCCCAGACAUUAGGAAGACACCAGUAUACACUCAAGUGGCUACUACUAUAUUCCACCACUGUACAGGCUCACUGGUGCAUGCAAAAUUAUUUUUUUGCCCAUGCUUGGUCUCUCAGCAUCUGCCUUACUCUUGCCUUCUGUUUCCUUUGUGUGAGGUAUAUUUGGGUUUCUACUGUAGAAAAGUCCCCCCACAAUCUUAAUUUCAUUAUCUCUCUAUCUGAUGUUUGGUGUAAACUGUACAUAUUUCGAUAAGUGUCUUGAAUGUGUCUUGCUGUUUGUACUGCAUACGCUCUUGUGCAAAGAGGAGGUGUAACACAGGUGGCUCUAGCUUUUUUUUUUUUUUUUUCUUCUCUCCCUUGGUCAAUAAAAGCACCAAAAGCCAAAAUAUUUCUUACCCUGCCCCCCUUUGUACCUUUUCUUUUACUUUUUGUGCUUGAUUUACUCAUGUAAUAAUUGACCUGGAAAUAAAAUAUUUCUGCCAGUUUAUAAACAAAAAUAAAGAGUUUAUAUUAUA
This is a messenger RNA of Xenopus tropicalis (tropical clawed frog), 3817 nucleotides long. RefSeq names its product malectin (gene mlec). Gene Ontology annotation, molecular function: carbohydrate binding. The transcript is spliced from 5 exons. The record is from RefSeq and is a predicted model, not a curated record. Lineage: Eukaryota; Metazoa; Chordata; Amphibia; Anura; Pipidae. Gene Ontology annotation, cellular component: endoplasmic reticulum membrane; endoplasmic reticulum. The coding region runs from base 232 to 1062 and encodes 276 amino acids.